UCACAUGAAAACCGCCGAAACGGGACGAGGUAGUUUUUCUCCCCGUACAGAGAGAACUUAAGACCAGCAGAGGAGAUGAGACGCGAGUGUGCUAUGCCUUGUCGAAAUGGACAGACUUUAUCCAAGCGAAAACAUGGCGUCCGCCGCCCCAACUUUACCCCUUGCUCUCCAUCGGCGUCCUUCCUCGCGUUGUUUUGCAUUGAGACGGGGGGGCUUCGUCGCUCACGGGGACGCGGCCAGGAGCUGCAGCCCGUGUCCGCUCAACUGUACCUGCGUGCUGUCCGGGCCCACGCUGACCUGCGUGGUCAACUGCUCCAACGGCGGUCUGGAGAGGGCACCGGCGGCGGCGGACGUCCCGCUGGCCACCAACGUGCUAGAUCUGUCGAGAAACCACAUCCCCUCUCUUGAUACCAGUCUGCUGGACCGCCUUACAGGCCUGCGAGAGCUAUAUCUUCAGGGAAACAGGAUCAAUGUUCUCCCCAGGGGUGUCUUCUGCUGCGGACCACUGUCCAUCCUAGAUUUGAGCAACAACCAAAUCACUACCAUAGAAGAAAGGAUAUGUGACAACCUGUGCAAUUUAACUCAAAUUGAUCUGAGCAGCAACCCUUAUGAAUGUGACUGUAAGCUGUUUCGGCUGGUCAGCUGGCUCCAAGAGAAAGGGGUGCGGGUUCGACGCCCGGAUGCCAUGCUCUGCCACCACCCGCCGGACCUCCGCCACCAGCCCUUGCUCAACAUCAGCUUGCUCACCUGUGGUCUGAACUAUGCAGCCUGUCUGGAGGACAGCAGCAGUGGAGGAGGCGGGCGGAGUGAGCUGGUUAUCUUCUCCAGCUCCACUCCAGGAAACUUCUCACGACAGCAGUGUAACAGUGUGUGUUUUGCCGCCUCUCACCGCUACGGGGGCUUGGGUGCACGGCGUGAGUGUCUAUGCAGCACCAACUCCGAACCUAAUUUCAUCAGCGAGUCUCAGUGCUCUGCCGCCUGCACCAACCCGCAUGUCAUGAAGGAAUGUGGCUGGACUCUGGCCCACGACGUGUUUGCUGUGGACUUCUCUGUGAUGCUGAAACCGCUCCCGCUUCAAAGUGUCCACCAGCCUGUCCUCAUUUCUGCUUCCUCCUCUGUCACUCCGGUGAGGCUGUCCUGGGACUUUGGUGACCUUUCACCUCGGGUCAACACCACGGAAGUCACUGCAGCUACACACAAGUAUGGAUACCCUGGGCGUUUUACCAUCAGCGUGAUUGCCUGGGCCGGACACAAGGAGGUGAAGGUGCGCAGGGAGGUGACAGUGGUGCUGCCUCCCAAACUGAAGCUGCUGUAUCCUCCUCGUGCUGUGGCCAAUCAGAGCUUAGAGUUCAGGCUCAUCAGCUGGGGCUCUGUGGGUGUAGCUGUCGACUGGAAAAUCACCAAGGAUGGAGUUCAGACUGCCAAGGCCUCCCCUUACUGUCCCAGGGAUGGGGUGUACCAUGCCGAGUCCUCUCGCUGUUUUCAGAUUGUUCCAGGGGAGUUUGGCUGGACUGAGGCUCGGCGCCAGUGUGCCGACCGCGGUGGGGACCUGGCAAUAGUCAGGACCGACACGCUGCGCAACCUGCUGGCACACAACGUCACACAGGAGAGAGGUGUAUGGCUGGGUCUGAGUGAUGUGGACUCUCCAGACACGCUGCGCUGGGUGAACGGCUCAGAAGCGCGUGAGGGCGAGGGUGGCCUGGCUACCCGGUCUCAACUCUUCUCUGGCAAUGUCUGUGUGUCCCUUGAUCAGAAUGCCCAGACCAGUUCCCACCCGUGCAGUGCCAAACGAGCUUAUGUCUGCCAGUACAGCGCCCAAGUGCGUGUCCCAGAUACGGGGGUCUACAUGUUGGGUCUGGCUGUAUUUCCUUCACAAAACCCUCUCUACCAACCCAGCUCUGCUCAGCUUUCCAUGCCGCCACAACCACCAAGCAGCAGUACAGAGGUGCUGAUGUUCCCAGCAAUAAACAUUGUCCAGGCAGGGUGGCUGUCCUCCCUUGAGUUUGUCACUCUGGGGCUGAGCUCAGACACUCACGUCCGUUUCCAGACCUACACACCCCACUGUCAUCACCCUGGUCUGCACCUGCUCCUGCCCAGCUGUGGUGGUCCAGUGUGUUCUCCAGUGGCCGUAUGUGUACCCACAGACCACAGUGGCUCUUCGCCCCCAACCAUCUGCCCACCAAUCGAACAGUGGUGCCCAUUCCAGCGGCGCUGCAUAGCCCUCUCUAGCCCCUGCUACGCAUCCCUCUGCCAUAAUUGUACCCAAGCACACAGCCUCCCCCCUGGGGUGAUGAGACCCAGAUACACCCUGCAAGAUGAGGUGCUCUUCACUCUACCAGCAGGACCAGCCGCACAUGUACUGGUGCGAGAAAAAUUGGAGGCUCUUCAUGUGUCCCCCGGUGAUGUCAUCGCCCUGCAGCAUGACGCCGGUUCCGCUGCUCUCCUCCGCUGUCACACCUCUCCACAGUCACCAUGGCGACAGCCUGUUUUAGCCCUCAACCAGUCAGAAUGGUUCUGGGCUCGUAAUGCCAGCAGACGGGCAGCAGGCAGCUCGGCUGACCAUGACUCUGACAUGGUCCCCGAACCGGUGCUCGAUGUGGAGGCCAUGGUAAAGGAUGGAGAGGGAGGCUGGUUGGAGGAUGUGGUCUGCCCUGUCAGGGUGCUCUAUGCGGGGCAUAGUGAGACCCUUCUCCAAGGACCCAAACUGUCUGCUGGCUUAUCCCAGCCUGGAGUCUACAAAAUGCUGGUGACUUCUGCUGAACCAUCCUACCCAGCAUCAGCCUCUUGUGAAGUCAGGAUUGUGCCUCCCCUGGGCUUGACAGUCCUGCACCCUCUACCCCAAAAUGGAACCAUCUACCUUCAACCCAACGACACCCGUCUUCUGCUCCGUGUCCAGUCUCGCUAUGUCACAAAAGUCUCGAGGAGUGGGACAAACCUCAGCGCCAUUUUCCACCAAGCCUGUCCUCCUGAGUUCUCCUCCAGCCUAGGGCUCUGUCAGUCAGGGCCAAGCUCAGCAUCUGGUGCUGAGGCCUUGGAGCCCAACCUGUUUGCAGUGCUGGAUCUUGGGCUGGAGGAGCAGCAUAAGGGCAUGGUCCAGGUGGAGUUAGAGGCACACAGUGAGGUGAUGGAGGGCAGCCUGUCAGUGGUUGUUUGUCUCGAAGAACCUCUCAGAGGACUGGUGGUGCAGCCUCACCCUGCCAACAGAGUGCUGAUGGAGUCAGUUGUGAGCUAUACAGCAUCUGUGCUGGAAGGAUCCAACCCAACAUUUAAAUGGACCGUGGAUGACAAGCCCUACUUCACCUAUUACAACACCGUCCUCAAUGUCAUCUACCAGAAUGCUGCUGUUUAUAAACUCACUGUGACAGCCAUGAACCAUGUCAGUAGCCUAACGGAGCAUUUCAACGUGACAGUGGACAGGAUGCAGCCCAUGGCCAACCUCACAGUGAGGGGCGUGCCAGAUGUGGUCACACAGGGCUCAGCCCAGACCCUCACUGCCUCUGUGGUCUUGGAUAUGUCAGUGGCCGCUACCUUUCGGUGGUCCUUUGGUGAUGGAGGUUACAAGGAGUUUGAAUAUAAGCCUCCAUAUGCCUCCUCCUCCCUCUAUUCAAACUCUCCCAAUCAGCUGCUCCUAAGCAACAAUGUCACCUAUGUCUAUCCUCAGCCAGGAGUGUACACAGUGCUCAUGUCAGUGUCUAACCGGUAUGAGAACAUCAGUACGCGCUUAAAAAUGCAUGUUUACAGCAUCUUGAACCGUAUCGACAUAGAGACAGUGCCUCGACUCCUUCUUGCUGGUACACCAGCUUCUUUUGAAGCUCACGCUUGGCCCUCACCCUACAGCAUCCACUACACCUGGAACUUUGGAGAUGGUACUACUACUUUGCAGGGCCGUGAAAGGCAAGUGAUGCACACCUACGCCCAGAGUGGCGUCUUCAAUGUGUGUGUAUCAGUGAACAACACCAUCAGUUCAACAGAAGCCUGUGUUGAAAUGCUCGUGUACGAUAAGCUUGAAAAACUAACAGCGGGAAGUUCCUCCCCUACGGAGCUCCACAUGCCCACUAAAGUGUGGGCUGACCUUGCAUCUGGCAAUAACGUCACCUGGAUAUUCUCCAUGGGCGAUGGGACCAACUACACCAAAACAGAGCCUAACGUUUCACAUACCUACAUCAAAGAUGGCAACUACACAGUGAAUGUGACUGCCAGUAAUGCUGUUAGUUCUGUCUGGACCAUCCUACCUGUCCGGGUGUUUGUCUUCCAGGUUUUGAAGCUGGAACCCUCCGGCUGUGUCCAAGAACGAAUCCCAAUCCAUUUCCAGGCCUGGGUCUCAGGGAAUGCAUCUGCUCACCUCUAUGAAUGGAGCUUUGGGGACGGGAGCCCCAAUGAGACAUACCAUGGCAACCCCAAAGUCACACACACCUACUGGACCAGUGGGAACUAUCACCUCUCUCUUCUUCUCUCCAGUGGGGUAAACAAGGCAACAAAAGCCAACUUCUUUAACUGGGUUUGUGUGCAGCCAGCUGUGACCAAUGUAAGCCUUACCCUUGGGAGGACACACUUCCAAGUCGGUGAGGAGAUCUGGUUUCAGGCCAGGGCUGAACCAGAGUUUAACUACAGCUAUCUGUGGGACUUUGAUGUGUAUGAAGACUCCGCACUAACUCGUGGCUCUGGGGAUAUGCCAUUUACCUAUAAAAACCCAGGUCAGUAUGUAGUGAAAGUUACAAUCUACAAUAACAUCUCUGCUAGUAAUACCAGUGUCAUCAUUGAGGUUGAGAAGCCUGUUGGCCAAGUUCUGAUUCAACAUAAUGGGACCAGAUACAAUAACUUGACCCUUCAUGAACCAUACCGCUUUUCUACAUCUUCUUUGGCCUCCCACGUCAAUUACAUCUGGAACAUGGGAGAUGGGACAGUGCUUAAAGGCCAGAAUAUCAUCCACAACUACAGUAAUUCAGGAAACUACAACAUUACGAUGACAGCAGCUAAUACAGUAAGCAGGAACCAUACUAUUUUAGCUGUUGCUGUCCUAGCACUAAUUCAGGGUUUAACAGUCAAUGCCAGCUUGGUAAAUGUCCCGCUAAAUGCAUCGGUCCACUUUGAGGCACAGAUGGAGGAGGGAGAUGGUGUCCGGUUCUCUUGGAUCCUGUGUGAUCGUUGCACCUCAAUUCCAGGAACUCACACCAUGUUCUACACCUUUCGUUCUGUGGGAACCUUCAACAUCAUUGUGACAGCAGAGAAUGAUGUAGGAACUGCGCAAGCCAGUAUAUUUCUUUUUGUGCAGCGUGAGCUGGAGGGACUGCAUAUUCUAGCAGAGGAAGUAGAUUCAGGUGGUGUAGAGGGCUGCUACUUUGCUACAAAUCACGUUCUCCAUCUCCAGGCUGCACUAAGAGAAGGAACAAACAUGUCGUUUACUUGGAAUGUCAUUAAGGAGCUAGAACCAAUUAACUCAGGCUUUAACAUAAGUGGGAAGACCAUACAUGUCAAUUUCUCUACACCAGGCCCAUGUGACAUCUUACUCCGCGCGUCCAACCUCCUAGGCCAGCUGUUCGUCAAUAGAACCAUCCAGUUUCUGGACCCAGUAGGGGGAGUGAGCUUAUGGAUCAGCAACAAUCCAGUUGCAGUCAAUGCCCCAACUAACUUGACUGUGCUGACUACAGAGGGUUCAAACCUGCAGUACAGCUGGUCUGUGGAUGGGAAUUCUUUGUUGUGGAAUAAGCCCUGGGUGAUAUACACCUUUACCAGUCCUGGCCAGAGGCUGGUCAGUGUAGAGGUCUUCAAUGAAGUCAGCUCAGAAGUUGUGUCAGACUUUGUCAGAGUCGAGGAAGUCAUUUCUGGACUAACAUUCUCUGCCAGUAAUGUGACUGAACAGAAUUACGUAGCAACAGGUGUCAACAUCUUGCUGCAGGGGGAGGUUCAAACAGGAACUAAUGUGACUUGGACAUGGCUAUUACCAGGUAGAACAGAAACAGGAAGGAAUACCUCUUUGAUUUUCUCUAAACCAUCGAUGGUCACAAUUUCUCUUAAUGCUUCAAACAGUGUAAGUGGGGAUGUGGUUUCCAGAGAUUUCUUUGUUCAGGAAAAGAUCCAGGCGCUGGAGUUGAGAGCCAGUAAACAGUUUGCAGCAGUUGGAGAGAAGGUGGAGUUCACCAUUUCCUUGGUGGCAGGGUCAGAUGUUAGUCUCAUCCUCAGCAUCAGCGGAGACGCCACAGUCAUCCCCCAUCCUAACCAAACCUAUGUCCACCAAUUCACCAGAGCGGAAACAUACAUGGUCAACCUCACUGCUCACAACCAGGUGAGUGUCAAAAGACGGCACCUCCAGGUUGAAGUGAUGGUGCCAGUGCAUGGACUGACCAUCUUGGAUUGCUGUGAAGCUGCCAUUGUUGUAGGUGUGAAGAGAACCUUUGUGGCCAACAUCCUGACAGGCAAACCUGUUCACUUCCUCUGGACAUUCGAUCUCCACCAUCUUGACAAAACAUCUUGCAUGGGCAAAGAGGUGUCCUACACACCAGAGGAGGCUGGUUCCCUGACCAUCUAUCUGAGGGCCUUCAAUGCACUCCAUGGCCAGAACAUCACCAAGCACAUCUUGGUCCAGAAUCUCCUGACAGCUGCUGCACUUGAUGCUGUGCCCCAGGACACCUUUGUCAAUAAGACAGUGAAAUUCAUCACCUCAGUCACACCCAGAUCCAAUGCUGUUGCUUGCCUGUGGGACUUUGGCGAUGGUUCUACUCUGCUUCCCACAAACAGUACAACUGUGGGCUACGAGUACAGCAACCCUGGACACUUCCUGGUCCAGGUAAAUUGUAGUAAUCUGGUGAGCUGGGUAUUGGCAAGGGUGGAAGUGAAUAUCCAAGUGUUGGAGUGUGACGAGCCAGAGGUUCAGGUGGUCCAAGCCCCCCGCCUGGCCAUCUGGCGCUCCCAACCCACUUUGGUGGAAGCCAGUGUGGACCUAAAAGGCUGUGUUCGCUAUGGAGCACAGUACCUCUGGCAGAUCCUCUCCAUCCCCUACUGCGAUAAUGACCGGGACGGUAACCGUGUGGUAGUGUCUUGGCCCUCUCAGACCUCACCAGUGUCUGUGAUCCCUCUUCCUGGGGACGUGGAUAUGCGGCGUCUGCAGCUGUCUGUGCCCAAGAUGGCACUGGCAGCAGGGAACUACACACUGGUGUUCUCCUUGUCGUACGAGGGCGUACCGCUGAGAAAGGCUGCCUGUUUGCAGCUCAGCGUCAUGGCAGCCAGGCUGGUGCCCAUCAUUGAGGGGGGUACCUACAGGGUGUGGUCGAGAACCAAGGACUUGCAGCUCAGUGCAGAGCAGUCGUAUGACCCCAAUAUGGACCCAGAUAACCAGUCACUCCUCCAUUACAACUGGGAAUGCCAGAGCACCUCCAAGGGUACGGCCUACUGCUCCAGCCUGAACUUUGGUUUGGGGUCCAGCGGUCCAGUGCUGGGCAUCUCUGGCUCUGAGCUAGAGGCUGAUGUGGAGUACACUUUCCAACUGACUAUCAGCAAAGACGGCAUGGCACCGGAGUCCAACACCCAGACCGUGCUGGUUCAAAGUGGUGAUAUUCCCAUGGUGUAUCUGGAGUGUGUGUCUUGUAAGGCCCAGUCCAUAUACGAGGUCAGCCAGAACUCCUAUGUCUAUCUCAGAGGGACUUGCACUAAUUGUCAAGAUUUCCACCGUGGGCGAUGGACUGCCAUGACGCUACGUAAUGGGACCAACGAGACGCUGGUGCUGGACUCCUCCUCCACCACCACAGGAAGUGAUGGCAUGAACCUGGUUCUGCGCCAGGGUGCCCUGCGCCACGGAGACUCCUACAUCUUUACCCUGCAUGUGACCGAUGGUAACCUAGAUGGUGAGGGCGCUGCUUCCAUCACGCUACGCCCCAACAUGCCUCCAGCCGGCGGGGAAUGCCAUCUGAGAGGAGGAGGGGGGGAGUACGGGGACGCAGAUGGGGAGGGCUGGAGGGUACGCACUCUGCUGGAUCGGGUUCACUUCAGCUGCUCAGGUUACAGUGACCUAGGGGUCUCAGAGACGCCCCUGCUCUACAGCCUGCUAGUGACACGCUGCAAGGAAGACUACUGUGAGGAAUUCUGUGUGUACAAAGGCACCAGCCCAGAACACUCCGCCUUCCUGCCCCCAGGAUUCAGUUCAGCUCGUCACCGGGUGGCUGUAUCCAUCACUGUGGAGGACCACCAGGGGGCGGCCAUCACCGCUGUCAACAAGUCCAUUGAAGUGGUGCUGCCAGACCCUCCCCCUGGUUACAGUGGUCUCCCCCAUUGGCUGGCUGAGUUGACUGACAGAAAACUCAAAGAGCUGCUGAAGCAGGGAGACUCCCAGAGGGUCAGAGAGUUAUCCCUGGCUCUCAUUACUGUGCUAAAUGAGUAUGAGAAGACCAGAGGGUCAGCCCUGCGGAGACAUGCGGAGCGACAUCACCGGGUCAGUGUACGUAGUAAUAUCACCAGGGCCCUGACAGCGUUGGAUCUAAUCACUGUUAACGACAUCCAGCAGACCUCAGCUGCCCUGGCACAGUGCACGGCGGUGAGUCCAGAGUUCAUCUGCGAGGAGUGUCAGAACAGCACACUGAACAAGCUAGAGUCCAUGCUGGAGAUCCUCCAGACUGACACCAAGCAGGGCACUGUCACUCCCACUGAGAUCGCUGACAACAUCCUCAAUAUUAUGGGUGACCUGAUCCAUCAGGUCAGCCAGUUGGCCUCCCAGACUUAUAUUCAUGGCAUGUAUGGGGACUCUUCCUUCUCCACUGGCUUCUCUUCUAAUUUGUCCAGUGAGGAUCAAGGAAGUGCCCCCAUGGACCCUUCUGCCUCCUUUCUGGAGCCCCACCCUCUACGCGUGGCAGCCAAGGCCUACAGCCUGUCCUCCAUGCUUAUGACGAUCCUCAUGCAUGGCCGUGUGCUGAAUGAGGAGCCGCUGGUACUGAGAGGAGCAGAGAUUGCUGCCACUGGGAAGCUGGCCGAUCCCCAGAGUCUGCUCUGCUACCAUGGCAAUGAAAGUCCAGAGUGCCAGCGGUUCUCCAUCCCCAGAGCUUUCAACAACAGUCUUGGCAAGGCUGCUGCAGGAAACAGCAUCAUGCAGCUACUUUUGCGGGUGGGUCCCAAUCCAUAUCCUUCUAACUACAUAGCCAACUAUACCAUUUCCACCGAAGUGGCCUCCAUGGAAUUUCGCACAGAGAAUGGCACUCAGAUUCCCAUCUAUGGCCUGGAUGAUAGCCAAGCCAUCACUGUUGCCAUCAACAAUGGCAGUGCCAGUGGCAGCGGUGGAGGGGAAUCAGGUCCUGAGGGAAUGGCAGGGGGCCCUACGACGCAGGCUGUUAACAUCAGCCACUGUGACUCCAUCAUUGUUAGGGUCAGCACAGGAAACAGCAACCGGCAAGCUGGGCUUUUUGUCCAGCUCAACUUUACUUCUCUGGAGGAUGGCAUUGAGGACCCUCAAAGAGGAAAUGAUGUUGAGGAACCCCACAUCACAGCCUACCUCCAUUACUACUCACGCCCUAAUGAGUUUAACUGCACAGACAGAAAACAUAUCACCCUCAGUAUGACCAGGGGGCAUGACUUGGACCACAGAAAGUACACCUUAUUUAUAUCCCCAGAGUUCUAUGACACCACACUUGACUACUUUGUCAACGUGACUUCGGCUUGUAGUUCUGCCUCCCUAUCCAAGGGCCUGCAUCUGGAGGUGGGAGUGUUUGUCUCUCUUUGCCAGUACUUCAGCGAGAGUGAGAAGCAGUGGCGAACAGAUGGUAUGGUGCCUCUGGCAGCAACCAAUGCCAGCAGGGCUGUCUGCAGGACCAGGCACCUCACAGACUUCGCUGCCUCCCUGUUUGUUCCUUUGAAUGCCAUCGAAUUCUUGAUGCCUGAACGUUUAGGAGCCCCAAGCCUGGUGGUUUUGUUAGUGUGUGUGUUGGGGUUGCUAUGCUAUGCUGUGGCUGCAGCCAUCUUACACAAGUUGGACCAAUUGGACCUGCGAAGGGCCGGUGUGGUUCCACUCUGUGGCCGGGAUGGGCUCUUUAAAUACGAGGUACAGGUCAAGACUGGCUGGAGCCAAGGGGCAGGUACCACAGCCCAUGUUGGAAUUAGUUUGUAUGGGCGUGAGAGCCGCAGUGGGCACCGCCAUCUUGACAGCAGAGGAGCCUUCACUCGCAAUGCACUUGACAUUUUCCGCAUUGCCACUGACACCAGCUUGGGCAACAUCUGGAAAAUACGAAUCUGGCAUGACAACAAGGGUCUGUCCCCAGCAUGGUUGCUUCAGUACGUCUUGGUGAAAGACCUGCAGACAGGAAGCAGCUACUAUUUCCUGGUUGAGGAGUGGCUGUCAGUGGACAAUGAGCGGACAGACGGACGGGUGGAGAUUGGGGUGGAAUCAACAGAAGAGGCAGUGCUUCGUCAGUUGUCCCGCCUGUUGGUAUAUGAACUGGAGAGGGCACUGUGUGAGAGUCACCUCUGGGUGUCUUUAUGGGAACGGCCAACCCGCAGUCCGUUCACUAGGCUGCAAAGAGCAACCUGCUGUGCUGUGUUACUACAGCUCUGUCUGUUGGCCAACACCCUGUGGUACAGCACUGUGGUGGACAAAAGAUAUAGUCCAAGGGCAGUGUCUAUGCUCUCAUCACUGAGUGGAGAGACAGUGGCAGUAGGCCUGGUUAGCUGUCUGGUGGUUUACCCUCUCUACCUGCUUGUCUACACGCUCUUCAGAAUGAGCCGCAGCAAGUGUGUGUCUGUAGAGCACGUGCCUCCCCAAGCUGACCAAGAGUCAGUGGAGAUUGAUGAUUUCCUGGACAACUCUGUGGCAGGAAGCUCUUUCCUCUUUUUCAACAGAAUCCAUGGCGAGACCAACUCAGAAGAGACCAACAUAGAUUUGCCCACUCCAUCAACCAAAAGUGUUGAGAGCUGGGGCAUGGCUGAACAGGAGGAGACAGAUGACCGGGAUUGGCCAGAGCUCUUGAGUGAUGUGUCUGUGGUAGGAGGGAUGGGGAUGGGAGCGGGGCUGAUUAGGCUGAAGAGAGGUCAGGGAAGCAGACACCUAGGAGUCGACAUGACUUUCAAUCCAGACGACGAGGAAGGAACUGACCAGCACAACAAGUAUUUCACCUCUUCAGAUGAGGACUUGAUCAAGCAUAUCCUGGCAGAUGGGCAGAACUUCUUCCCUCAGGCAGAUGAAAGUGAAAUGGCUGACCUGUCAAGUAUCUUUGGAGAUAAGACGGAAGUGAUUCUCCUUCAGAAACUCAAUGAGCCCCUGUCUUCAGUAUCUGUGAGAAGAGACCCCCCUAAGACUGCUUUCACCUCUAAUACAGUAGUGACGGAUGUGUGUCGUCCGAGACGGUUCCCGCCCUGGUGUGGACGUGCCACUCUAUGGUGCAGCUGGGCAGGGAUUACUCUUGCCAAUGGCAUAUCAGUGUGGGCGGGCCAUGGUUUCAGUCAGGGUGUGGCCGUGAUGUGGCUCAUUUCCUGUUUCUCCAGCUUCCUGUGCUCCUGCCUGCUGUUGGAGCCUGUCAAGAUGUUGUGUGAAGCGGUCUAUUAUGCAGUGUUUGUACGUCGGCUACGUCCAGAGGACCAAGAUGUGUUGGUAGACUUUCCCCGGGUCGAAAGGGUUGUUCAGCGGGUCCCCAGGGUCCGACCACCCCAAGGCUUCGCUCUGUCCCAGGCUCGGCAACAGGCCCGCAAAGUCCACAUGCUACACACCAUGCUCAAGAACUUCCUGGUUUAUAUGUUCUUCCUGUUGGUGGUUUUGCUUCUCAACUAUUCUGACACGGCCAAAGAUACACACAGCCUGAGACUGCGCACUCAUUUACAACGCACGCUUUGUACACCUGAGUACCGCAACAUCAGCAGACGAGAAGAUAUUCUGAUGUGGCUGAAUCACUCCUUGUUGCCAUGCCUAUUGGAUGAUGCUGCCCUUCUAAAAGACACAGGAAGUGUGUUGCUAGGCACUCUCAGGCUUAGACAAAUCAGAGAUGCACAAGAUUCUCUCAGUUUUGAUAUGUUUGACGGCAGUCCAUUGAACAGUAUGGCUCCCAGUGCUGCUGCUGAUAAUCGGGGAUGGCGUGGUGAUCAGUUUGGGUUGGACAAAGGCAGUGGUUCGGUCUACCAGCUAAACAGAAGUCUGACACAAGUCUCAGCCUCCAUACAGCAUCUACAGCAGCUGCACUGGCUCAACCACAGGACACGUGCUGUGUUUGUAGAGUUCUCUCUCUACAACAUCAACACCAACCUGCUGGCUGUCUUCUCCUUCCUGUUUGAGUUCCCCGUCUCUGACUGCACCCAGUCUAGCCUCGACUUGCUGACCGUUCAUCUGUGCCCAAUCACCGGCUUGGACCUGCAGCUCCUGCUCACAAUUGUGCUCUUGGCUCUGGUACUGUAUUUUUUGGUGCGGGGCAUCCUGGGAUACUGGAAGGAAGGUUAUGCGUACUUACUGUCAGCCUGGUGGCUGCUGGGUCUAUUCAACCUGGCUCUGGCAGCAUCGGUGUGCGGGCUGCACCUCAGCUGCUGCUCUGCUGCCAAGCACCUGUGGGCAUCAUACCUACAGCAUCCAAGGGACAGGUUCACGGACUUUUACCCUGUGGCCAGACUGAGUCAGACAUACACGGUGAUGUCUGCCCUGCUGUUGUUCAUACUGGUGCUCAAGGCAUCCCACCAACUGCGCUUCCUAAGAGAAUGGGCCGUGUUUGGCAGAGCUCUGAGGCGCUCGAUCUGGGAGCUGUUGGGAAUAUCUCUGGCAUUACUGCUUUUACUGCUGGCUUACUCACACACAGGACACCUGCUGUUCCACUCUGUGUUGGAUGGUUAUGACAGUGUAAACUCUGCCUGUCUGUCAUUGCUGAGUGCUGGUGGGUGGAGACUGUUAUCUUGGCGAACAGCCUGGAUGAGUAUCGAGCCACAUAGCUCCGCCUUCUCACUCGUCUUCCACGUGAGCUUUGCCAUUCUCCGGCUCGUGUCGCUGUGGUUGGUCACAUCGGUAUUGUUAAGGAACUACCGCCGGGCGCGAGCAGAGCUGUAUCGUCCAGCCGUAGAUCUCCAAGACUACGAGAUGGUUGAGCUGUUCCUCAGACGGCUGAAGAUGUGGAUGGGGCUCAGCAGAACCAAGGAGUUUCGCCACAAGGUACGCUUUGAGGGCAUGGAGCUUCCGCCUUCCCGGUCCUCCUCUACCAGUGACUGUAAGUCACUGUGCUUACCACCUCUAGAUGGACCUGACUCCCCAGAUAGUGCGGACGCUGGCUCUGAGGCCUCCUGGCGCCCGGCCUCUUCCAGCCCCUGCAGCCUAACUGAAGCUCCAGGAGUAGGGCUAGGGUUUGGUCUGGGCCUGGGUCCGGGUCCAGGUCCGGGAACAGGUCCGUGUCCGGGUCCAGGUGUGGUGGUGGGAGGAGCGAGCUGGAGGGAGACUGCAGAGACUGAAGCCUCUCUGAGGAGGCUGCUCCCCACCCUGGACGCCCUGCUGCAGCAGCUUGACCGCCUCACCUUGGCAGCGGAAGAUCUGUACCAUAUCGAGUGUCGUCUGGAGAAAGCCCAAAGGAAGAGAAGGGAUAAAUUUUGGGGUAGAGGGGGAGGGAAAGUAAGUAGCCAAAGAGGAGUGGUGAGUGAAGAGGCACAAGGGGUAAAGGAGACGGUGGAUGACAAGGACUAUACCAGAUGGAGAGAUCGAAAAGGAGUCAAAGAAAAAGACAAAGGGAGCAAGCGGGGCAAAAAGAAAGAUAAAAGUGGAGCGUCAAAGGGUUGUGGGAACACAGUUUCAAACCCCAGAAAGACUCCUGUCACCAUACCUGUUCCCUUUCCCAAAUCCAAACCAGCAUCUGCCUCUAUCCAAACCCCUGACCCUCACAUAGCCACUAAACAUCUGAUAAGUGCGCCUGCACCGACCCCAGUCUCACCCCUCAAAUGUGCCCCUCCACCUCCUUUUGUUCCCGACUCAACGGCCAAAACUAACUCUGUCCACAUAAUGCCGUCCAAAAUAACCCCCGCCCCUUCAUCUACCCCAGCCUCAGUGAAUAUACCGUUGCCCAUGCCCUCAUUGCCAUCCACUCCUGCGCCUACCCCAAAUGCCCGUGGUCACCUGCUCGGGACUCGGGAUUGGGAUCCCUCCACAGAGAGAGAGACCUCCCCUCCCACUAGCCUGUUCAACCACCCGGCUCACACCACCACCAUCCCCACACGCAAGCGCAAGCGCAAACCGCCACCCCUAAAGAACAAGGUGCACCCCAACCCGGACAGGCAUGUUUCUGGACACCCAAAGCCCUGAAGACCAGAAUGCCUCCCCUCCACCCCCCUCCCCAGGAACGGCAGACAAAAGAAAAGGAAGUGAAAUAUUAACACGUGAAACUUAUGGGGAAGGGCUGCGUCGAUGAUAAGAGGAAGACGGGGACAGCAGGUUUUGUCUCUGCGUGCACCUCUUUUCAUCCAAGCUACAAAGAAAUGUAGAUCAACAAAAAAUGAAGGGAACACUUAAAGGAGAUAAACUAAGCAUCACACGGACAAAAAAUGGAGGGAAAGGACAAAGAGGAGAAAGCAAUAAAAUGACCUAUAUGUUUUAAGUAGAUCUGUUACACCACGGUUCAAUAAUGUUGAGUUGGUCUGAAAAACAAAGAAAAGAAAAAGGUGCGGGUCACCAUUUCCUAAUUAGAUUUAUUUAGAAAUCCAGAGCUAGCCAACUUUUAAACCAAGAAAUGUCCCCUUGGCCAUACUGUCUUUACUUUCCUGAACCAAAUCUGACCCCACGUGACCCUGGAGGUCACAUGGGCUCUUUGACAGGAGCACAGCUCUCCGUGCUUACCUGACGACUAAACAGACUGUAUGUCAGCAGACUGAGGGCAGACAGCACAUUUGUGUGUUUUGCAUUGCAAUUUGUGUCAAUUUUUCAUGUUGGUUAUGUUGUCUCGGAGAGAACGUGUUACAAGGAAGCUAUUUUGUUGUUUGGGUCACCAUGGGUACUUGUGACCUUUUUGAUGAUCAUCAUGUCAAGAUGUUCUACAUUUACACCCCACAUGCAAGAGCAAGUAUACAGACACUCACAGUAAACACUGCUUGUGUUCGAGACCCACAUUAGGUACGCCUGAAAACACAAAGGCUACUGGGAUGCCAACAGGCGAAUAUGCCUCAGUAUCCCAGGAGCGACGUCUUCAUAGUGCAGGAAUAGUAUGGUGCGUAGAUUAGUAUACAGCAACACAAUGAAGGAAGAGAACAAAAAGAUAGAGAGGGAAUAACAGCGGAUAAGACGAAAAGACAAAGCAGCAAGUGUCAGUAGCCCGAAGAAGGUGAUGCAGGAGUUUCACAUAUGUUUCCUGAAUACUCUGUCUUUCAAAUCCUGCACGAUGUCACAAGGAUACUUUUGAAGUUGUUUUCAAUGUGGUUCUAAUUUAAAAGCACCUUUUUUUAAGAAAAAUAAAGUUUUUUUGUUUUUGAGAGAUGGAGUGUUUGUGCACCAAUGUAAUAAGCUUGAUAUGAAAAUCAAUAGAGAAGGCCUCACUCAUACUGUAUAUUUUAAUCCUAAACAUAUCCAAAGCUUUUGCGUCAUUUAUGCACCCAGAAAUGUACCAUACCGAGUAAUUCAUUCAUGUUGUACUUAGCACUUUAUUUGUGAAGCUGACAUACAAUACUAUAUUUAACUCUUAAAUUGUCCAGUUUCUUUUUUCAUAUCUAAAUACUGUAGCUACAUUAUAGUACUAUUUUGAGAUAGUAUCAAGCAAUUGAAGCAGUUAUAUAAGUUGGUCUCGUCUCAGCAGAGUUUUUGAAUUGUCUACUUGUUGGAUUUUUUUUUUUUUUGUAUCUCAAAUUCUUACCCAUGUUUUGUGUGUCCAGUGGGCAGAUCUCAGGGACCCCAUCCUCUCUUCCCUAAAAUAAGAAAUAUCACCUUGUUGUGGCAUUGUCCCCACAGGAGCCAAAAUUUGGUAAGAAUUUCCUGUAAUUCAGAAAAUGAUUUUUUUUUUCUGUCACCAUAUAGUGAAGGGCCAAACUUGCCAUUGUGUGAGCACUACCCCCCUUUUUGGAGCUCCUGUAUUUGUCCCAUAACAAUCUCCAAAGCUUUUUUCCUCUCGGCCCAAAACAAGAACAGGUUAUUCCUAUGUAAGGGGCCUCUUGUUCUUAAUAUAUAAAGAGGAUUAAUGUUGCAGACAUGCUAAAGCUCCCUCUUCUCAGCGCUUUCACAUUUAUGAUGGUAAACGCAUAUUUGAUAUUGCAAAUUUUGACCAUCACUUUAAAUGUCACUAAAGUUGUGUAAUACUCUAGCAUGUUCCAAUUUUCAUUGGUCCGUAUACAUAUAUGUAUAUAUUGGUGCCCUUUGAUUGACAGAUAUAUAUAUAUAUAUAUAUAUAUCUUUCCCUGUUACAAUCAGUAUUGUUUAUGUGCGCUGCAUUGGCUUCAUAUGUAGGUCAAGAGCUGGUUGCAGUAAACCCAAGGUUUCCAAAUCCUUCAAUUUCAUUUAAGCACGAUACCAAAAAGCCAUGCAUCUAUUUCACAUACAUGUAGCUCACUACAUCUGCAGAAGCUAGUGUUCCACUUGAAGCCACAGGAAAUUCAGAGGUGUAAAAAAACAAAAAACGCAUGACCCUUCCUGCCCUUCCUGUAAAGUGUGUAAUGGAGUUGCGCCAAAGCCCACCUGCAUGUUUUUUUGUCGUCUUAUUUGUAGGUAUAUUUUGUUUUCAAUCUAUGCCAAAAAACAAGCUCGUCUUUGGAAAUGUUUUUGUAUCAUUCAGUAUCUCGCCUAUCUUUAUAUUUUGCAGUUGUAGCACUUCUAAUGCUUUUGCACUUGACAAAGUCGAAUAAAGUGUUUUGACA
Messenger RNA from Lampris incognitus (smalleye Pacific opah), 16758 nucleotides. It is a transcript of the gene pkd1a, whose product is annotated as polycystic kidney disease 1a. Gene Ontology annotation, cellular component: membrane. Gene Ontology annotation, molecular function: protein binding. Lineage: Eukaryota; Metazoa; Chordata; Actinopteri; Lampriformes; Lampridae. Gene Ontology annotation, biological process: kidney development. The record is from RefSeq and is a predicted model, not a curated record.